Messenger RNA from Phascolarctos cinereus (koala), 2384 nucleotides. RefSeq names its product FKBP prolyl isomerase 4 (gene FKBP4). Gene Ontology annotation, molecular function: protein binding; peptidyl-prolyl cis-trans isomerase activity. Lineage: Eukaryota; Metazoa; Chordata; Mammalia; Diprotodontia; Phascolarctidae. The record is from RefSeq and is a predicted model, not a curated record.
CCUCCCCCGGCGGCGGCGGCGGGGUGGGACCAACCUCUCCCAGCAGCCGCACCGUCCGCACUCGUAGCUGCGCUGCUCCAGCCGCCUGCUCUGUGGGCUCCGCUCAGCUCCGCGCCGCCUCGCGUCGCACCGGGCCUGGCCCUCGCCGCCUCUUCCUUUCCUUGGGAAAAGGGAGUUUCCAGAAAAAGCAAGUGAGCCGCGCGCUGCCCCGGCCCCAACCUCACUCCCACCGCCCUACGCCGUGCUCGCAGCCACCGGGCCCAGGCAGACGGGGAGCGGCUUGGCUCGGCUCCCGGGCCCCAGCUUCACGAGUAAAAAAAGGCUCUUUGAACGGCGAUGACUGCGGAGGAGAUGAAGGCGGCGGAGAGCAACGCGCAGUCGGCCCCGUUGCCCUUGGAGGGGGUGGACAUUAGCCCCAAACAAGAUGAAGGCGUGCUGAAGGUGAUCAAGCGAGAGGGGACAGGUACGGAAACUCCCAUGAUCGGCGACAAGGUCACCGUACACUAUACCGGCUGGCUGCUGGAUGGUACCAAAUUUGACUCCAGCUUGGAUCGAAAGGACAAGUUCUCCUUUGACUUGGGCAAAGGGGAGGUAAUCAAAGCCUGGGACAUCGCUGUGGCCACCAUGAAAAUUGGAGAAGUCUGCCACAUCACUUGCAAAGCAGAAUAUGCCUAUGGUGCAUCUGGCAGCCCUCCCAUGAUCCCCCCCAAUGCUACCCUGGUGUUUGAGGUGGAACUAUUUGAUUUUAAGGGAGAAGAUCUUACUGAGGAGGAGGAUGGUGGAAUCAUCCGCAGGAUACGGAGUCGAGGCGAGGGCUACUCCAGGCCGAAUGAGGGUGCUAGAGUGGAAGUUGUGCUAGAGGGUCACCAUAAAGGCCGGGUCUUUGACCAGCGAGAGUUAAGCUUUGAGAUUGGAGAGGGUGAGAACUAUGAUCUUCCCCCUGGACUAGAAAAGGCGAUUCAGCGAAUGGAGAAGGGAGAGAACUCUAUUGUCCACCUUAAGCCCAGCUAUGGUUUUGGGAGUGCUGGGAAGGAGAAGUUUCAAAUCCCAGGGGAUGCUGAGCUACAGUAUGAAGUGACACUCAAGAGCUUUGAAAAGGCCAAGGAGUCUUGGGAGAUGAAUGCAGAGGAGAAGCUUGAGCAGAGUGCCAUAGUGAAAGAACGGGGUACAGUGUACUUCAAGGAAGGCAAGUAUAAGCAAGCCAUGCUUCAGUACAAGAAGAUUGUGUCCUGGCUAGAAUACAAGCUGGACUUCUCUGAAGAGGAAGGACAGCAAGCCCAGGCUCGGGCACUGAGACUGGCUUCACACCUUAACUUGGCCAUGUGUCACCUCAAACUGCAGUUGUUUUCUGCUGCCGUGGAGAGCUGCAAUAAGGCCCUAGAGCUGGACGACAACAAUGAGAAAGGCCUUUUUCGUCGGGGGGAGGCCUAUCUGGCUAUGAAUGACUUUGAGCUGGCGAGGGAUGAUUUUCAGAAGGUCCUCAAACUCUACCCCAGCAACAAGGCUGCCAGAACCCAACUGACUGUCUGCCAACAGCGGAUCCGUGAACAGCAUGCCAGGGAGAAGAAGCUUUAUGCUAACAUGUUCCAGAGAUUGGCUGAGAAAGAGAACAAGCCUGAGGCAGAACCAGCUGGGGGAGACUUUCCAUCUGAUGCAGAGAUGAAGGAUGACCAGCAGAAUGGUGUGGAAGUGAGCAAGUCUCAAGUGGAGGCAGAAGCAUAGCCAGCCCUCCAACCCCACUCCCACGGCUGCCUACCUCCCAUGCCCUAACCUUCCCUACUCCACCCUGUUAGUUUUGUAAAAAACAAACAAACAAACAAACAGAAAAAGACAAAAAAAACCUGAAGAAUUUUGAGUGAAUUAGACCUUUAUUUUUCUAUCUGGUUGAAAGGUGACUUUAGGGAAGAGGAAAGGAACAGGUUUGUUGGGGUUGGGUAGGGGAUGUUUUUGGAAAGGUAAUCCUUUCUACUCCCCCCCAAAAAUGUUAAUUUAUUUUGCUCCUUCCACAGCCUGAUCCAUUUUUACAUUGGGAGGGGAUCUAGUCUUGAAGCUGGGGUGUAAAGGGAGAAAUACAGAACACCCCCCCCUUCUCCUCUGGUGGUGCAGGGGAGUAUAACAAAAACAAAACAAAAGCCACUGCUGUUUCCCUGGCUUCCAUUUGUUCCUUUUCUAGUCCCAGACUUUGUGGCAGUUGGUCCUUUCUGGUAUCAUGGUGACCACGUUCAUGUUUGCUCCCAUUUUUUCUUAAUGAUAGCUAUGUCUUCUCAAGCCCUUGCCUGUUCUGUGUUGUACCCAUCCCUGUUCCUUUGGCCUAUUACCUGCACGACAUUGAAGAUCCAGGCUCUCAAGUUCCAUACUUGAGCAAUAAAAUGGAAACAACCAAA